CACAGAGCAAAGUAUAUCGACUGAGGAGAGUACAACGUUCAGCCCAUCUCCAUCUGAGUCUACAUCAACUGUAGCAGAUUCAACCACUUUUGAAACCACAGAGGAAAGAACAACGUUCAGCCCAUCUCCAUCUCAGUAUACAUCAGCCGUAGCAGAUGCAACCACUUUUGAAACCACAGAGAAAAGCAUAUCCACAGAGGAAAGUACAACGUUCACCCCAUCUCCAUCUGAGUUUACAUCAACCGUAGCAGCUUCAACCAUUUCUAGCACCACAGAAGGAAGCACGUCCAAAGAGCAAAGUACAACCUUGAGCCCAUCUACAACUAAGUUUACAUCAACUCUGCCAGGACUGACCACUUCUGAAACCACAUUAGAAAGCACAUCCACGGAGCCAGGACUGACCACUUCUGAAACCACAUUAGAAAGCACAUCCACGGAGCCAAGUACAACAUUGAGCCCUUCAACAACUGUGUCGACAUCAACUGUGAAAGUUCCGACCACUUCUAGCACCACAGAAGGAAGCACAUCCAAAGAGCAAAGUACAACCUUGAGCCCAUCUACAACUAAGUUUACAUCAACUGUAGCAGAUGUGAAUGAAUGUCUUGAUAGUAACAUUUGUUCUUGGAAAAACAAUUCCUACUGUGUCAAUACCAAGGGCUCUUACAACUGCACAUGCCUGACUGGAUAUACAGGACACAAUUGCACAGACAUUGAUGAGUGUCUUGAUAGUAACACCUGUUCCAUGAAAAACAAUUCUUAUUGUGUCAAUACCGAGGGCUCUUUCAACUGCACAUGUCUGAGUGGAUAUGAAGGACCCACUUGCACAGAUGUGAAUGAAUGUCUUGAUAGUAACAUUUGUUCUUGGAAAAACAAUUCCUACUGUGUCAAUACCAAGGGCUAUUACAACUGCACAUGCCUGACUGGAUAUGCAGGACACAAUUGCACAGAUAUUGAUGAAUGUGCACAAGGUCAGAACAAUUGCGUUUUGAAUUCCAAGUGCAACAAUACAGAAGGCUCAUAUGUUUGCAACUGUAAUAGUGGAUAUGAAGGUCCUAACUGCACUGAUAUUAAUGAAUGUACCAGAUUUCUGGAUAACUGUGACAAUAAUGCCAAAUGCCAGAAUACACCAGGUUCAUUCAAGUGCUCCUGCGUGUCGGGAUUGAAAGGAAAUGGAACAUUCUGCGAAGAUAUUGAUGAGUGUACAAACCAAACAGAUAACUGUUCUGCAGGAGAGCGCUGUGAAAACAGCUUUAGAAGCUAUAUUUGCAUUUGCUCUGCAGGAUACAAGAGAGUAAACAGUACUUGUGAAGAUAUUGAUGAAUGCCAAGACAUGGCAUCUUGUCCAGAGAACGGCCAAGAAUGUGUUAAUACUGAAGGAUCUUUUACUUGUGAAUGCAGAAGUGGAUUCCAGAAUAUAAAUGAAACAUGCAAAGAUAUUAAUGAAUGCCUGAAUGCAGAAGCAAAUAACUGUUCCAAAAGUCAAGGACUUUGUGCAAAUUUGGAAGGAUCAUAUCACUGUCAGUGCAUUGCUGGAUAUACUGGAAAUGGUUUUACAUGCUCUGAUAUUGAUGAAUGUCUUGAUGGUAACAUCUGUUCCAUGAAAAGCAAUUCUUAUUGUGUCAAUACUGAUGGCUCUUUCAACUGCACAUGUCUGAGUGGAUAUGAAGGACCCACUUGCACAGAUGUGAAUGAAUGUCUUGAUAGUAACAUUUGUUCUUGGAAAAACAAUUCCUACUGUGUCAAUACCAAGGGCUAUUACAACUGCACAUGCCUGACUGGAUAUGCAGGACACAAUUGCACAGACAUUGAUGAGUGUCUUGAUAGUAACACCUGUUCCAUGAAAAACAAUUCUUAUUGUGUCAAUACCGAGGGCUCUUUCAACUGCACAUGUCUGAGUGGAUAUGAAGGACCCACUUGCACAGCUAUCGACACUUGUGUCCUAGCCUGCACAAAUGCAGAAUGUUUCUUUGAAUACUUAAAUGAGCCUGCAUGCCAGUGUAAUCGAGGAUUUGAAAUCGGUGAAUCAAAUACAGUCUGCAGAGAUAUCAAUGAAUGUGACUCAUCAAACAAAUGUGGACAAGUAUGCAAAAACACUCUUGGUAGUUAUGAAUGUUUUUGCUGGCCUGGUUAUCUGUUAAAUCAAGGAGACAAAAAAAAUUGCAGUGACAUUGAUGAAUGUGCUAAUCCUGAAUUAAAUGAUUGUGAACAUAUUUGCCAAAAUAUUCCUGGACGGUAUAAAUGUGCGUGUAAUCCUGGUUUCAAGCUAGAUAACGAGAACGAGAAGAAUUGCAUUGAUAUCAACGAAUGCUUAUCCAAUCCAUGCAGUAGGAAAGGUCAAUGCACAAACACACCGGGCUCCUUUAACUGCACUUGUGUAAGUGGUUUUACUGGUCGAUUAUGCUCAGAAGACAUAGAUGAAUGUUCAUCUUAUCCAUGUGUGAAUGGAAAAUGUUUAAAUAUACCGGGAAGUUUCAAAUGCCAGUGUGAUAGAGGCUUUACGGGACAGACCUGUGAAACUGAUAUUGAUGAAUGUCAUAGCCAACCAUGUAUGAAUGGAGCCACCUGUUUGGAUCAGAUAAAUAACUUCACCUGCGCCUGUUCACCUGGAUAUACUGGGCAAUUUUGUCAAAGAUUAAUUGACAACUGUGCUAGCGAGCCAUGCCAAAAUACUGGCUUCUGCCAGAACCACAUUAACAACUAUACAUGCAUCUGCACUAAGAAUUGGAAAGGUCGAGAUUGCAGUACAGAUGUGGAUGAGUGUUCCCUUAAAACUGACAAUUGUGACCGGCGUGGUGGAACCUGUACAAAUACAAUCGGAUCUUUCAUGUGCUCCUGUAAAGAAGGGUAUGAAGGUGAUGGAAUCACCUGCAGAGAGAAACGACUGUUUAAAUAUGGACCACAAUACGGAGAUAGAAGAAUCAGUAGAGUGGCACUGGACUUAAAUUCUCCAACCAUCAACAUCCCAACUGGCUUUCCAUUCGAUGACACCUUUUACUACAGAUUAUACUUUUCAGAUAAUGGGCUGAUUACAUUUCAAAGAAACCUUUAUGUACAGUAUAUCUACUCAGCUCCAUUCCGGGCAUUCUCAAGAUUUUACUAUAGAAUACCAUCAAUGAUUGCUGUUUUCUGGGAUGAUGCAGACGUGACAAGAGGAAUUGGAAAUAUAUACUACCAGUCAUUUGAUUUUCAAGAAAGGCAAGAUAAUCAUAGUCAGAAUUUCCAGAAAGACCUUGGAGAUCAAAUCAAUGAGUCGUAUGGGUCAGAACUUGGUAUCAAUUUUCAGCCUAAGUGGGCACUCAGGAUCACCUGGGAAAAUAUGCUUCCUUUCACUGGAUACAGAAAUGUGGACCUUCAAGGGACCAAUACAUACCAAGCAGUCUUAAUAACUGAUGGUAUUUUCUCCUUCUGCUUAAUUAAAUUCCAAGAUGGUGGAAUGAACUGGAAAUUUUCAGCAAGACCUUCCCGGCAAAAUUAUGCUCUCAUGGGAUAUUAUAGUGAAUCUACAUCCUUCUUCUUUAAUGACCCUCAGACCAGAUUUUUUGUACCACCUGAAAAAAUCUACCGUCCUGAUAAAUAUCCUGGACAUAAAACAGGUAAAAAUGGACAGUGGGCUUACCGUUUGGAAAGAAAUAACAUACAUACAAGAAACCCAAGACAAAAAUGUGUUGAUUGGUAUUUAAGUGAACCUUUCCCAUAUUGGAGCUUCUACACUUCGCCUUGUCCCUGCUCAAUUUGGCAGGCUAUUUUUGAUAAUUCCUUUACAUGGGGACAAAUCAUAAAGUAUUAUGGAUUUGAAGUUAAAGGAACUCAAGAUACAUUUUGGACAUACCAAAGCCGAUUCCCUAACAGGCUGGGCUCAGGAGUGAGAUGUUAUUAUUCAUUUAAUGGUGGUCUGAUCUAUGGUGAAAAAGAACGAUUUCUUCCAGCACCUUGGACUGGCUUCAACUUUUGGGCUUGGAUCUGGAGGGGAUACUCAUAUUAUCUUCAGCAACUAAAUUAUUAUUACAAUGUUUUUUUACCAAGAGUGCAAAGAAGCUAUAGUGAGAAUGAAGUUGAUCCAUACAACAACUGCUGCAGAGACUCUGGCGAUUCUUAUUUCUGUUCGCUUUACUAUUCGAGGAGACCACUAGAUUUUUGCUUUGGAUACAUUCCCCCGAGGAUAGGUUUCUUUUUUGGAGAUCCUCACGUGGUGUCCCUGGAUGGAGUAAAAUACACAUUUAAUGGUCUGGGCGAAUUCAUCUUAUUAAAUUCAAAAGAUGAAAAUGAUACAGUAGUAUUCAGAUUACAGGGUCGAACCAUCAGAGCAGGAGAAAACAGAACAUCAGAAGCAACAAACUUCAUAGCAUUGGCAGCAGAAGGACCCAGUGGAACAAAGGUUCAGUGGAAUCUUAUUAAUGACGAUGAAAUAAUUCUCCUGAUUGAUGGAAAUAUUGUAAAUGUUACAGAAAAUUCCACCUACAUAAAUCAAGUGACUGUACAGAUCACAGACAACAAUGAGACACAGGCCAGUUUUGAGGGUGGAACAUCGAUUACAGUUUCAGGAAAAAUGGGAGCUUUGUCCUUCACUACUGCAUUAGAUAACUCUUUUAAAAACAAAACAGAAGGGCUCUUGGGAGUCUGGAAUGAUGAUAAAACCGAUGACUUCAAAGCUGCUGAUGGACAAUAUCUUGAGUUUGAUGGAACUGAUUUGCCCAAUGACACUCAGAUUUUCUUUGACUUUGGCCUCACGUGGAAAACAACAGAGAAUAACAGUGUAUUUACAUACAACACAACUGAAGGAGAGAGUUGGUAUACUUACAACAACAACAGUUUUGUACCUAAGUUUUAUGAUGAGCUUUUGCAAACCACAGACAAAGAGAAAAUUGACAAAGCUAAUGAAACUUGUAAAGGAAAUGAUGACUGCAUUUUUGAUAUCUUGAGUACAGAUGAUUUUGCCUUUGGAGCUUCAACAUUACAAAGUGUGACAUCAUUUGCAGCACAGAAUAGUACAAUGAAUAAUUUCCCACCGAACAUCACCGGAGAGUCAUCUAUUCAAACUCGGCUUGGUGAACCAGUAUUUGUUCUUUUUACUGCUGUUGAUGCCAAUGAUGACAACGUAAUCUUUUCGGUGUUGACUAAUUCAUCAGAUAUCACAAUGACAGAAAGUGGGAACUUUUCUUGGCAUCCAACAAGCUCCUCUCCAGUGUUUGCCAUAAUACAAGCAAAUGACUCGAAGGCUACGUCUGAGCUCGGAUUGACACUGACAAUAUGCAACUGUAGCAUCAAUUCAACAUGUGAUUACACCAGAUCCAUUAUAAGCAUGCAAAACAACAAUACCAUGUUUGUGGUUGCGGCAUGUAAUUGUACUCCUGCAUAUACUGGUGAUUACUGCACUGAGGAUUUCGAUGCUUGUGAAGACAAUCCAUGUUUUGUCAAUGAUACCUGCAAAGACCAACCUGCACCACUGGAGGGUCAUACUUGUGGCCCAUGUCCAGACAAUUUACAAGGAGAUGGAGAAAAAUGUUAUGAUUUGGAUGAGUGCCAGGAAAAUACAGACACUUGUGAGCAGAUCUGCACAAAUACGUUUGGAAGUUAUAACUGCAGCUGUGAAGAAGGUUAUGCAGUAAAUACAACGAACAGUUCCAUGUGUGAUGACAUCGAUGAAUGUAGUCGUCCAUCUACAUGUCCCAAGAAUGCAGACUGCAUUAAUACAAUGGGAAACUUUACAUGUGUGUGCCAAUCUGGAUACAAUGGAAAACCAUACGAGUUCUGUGUUGAUGUGGAUGAAUGCAUUGAAAGUACUGACUGUUCAGGGAAUAAUUUCAUCUGCACUAAUACCGAGGGCUCUUUCAACUGUACGUGCAGAACGGGAUAUGGAGGACCCAACUGCACAGAUAUUGAUGAAUGUGCACAAGGUCAGAACAAUUGCGUUUUGAAUUCCAAGUGCAACAAUACAGAAGGCUCAUAUGUUUGCAACUGUAAUAGUGGAUAUGAAGGUCCUAACUGCACUGAUAUUAAUGAAUGUACCAGAUUUCUGGAUAACUGUGACAAUAAUGCCAAAUGCCAGAAUACACCAGGUUCAUUCAAGUGCUCCUGCAUGUCGGGAUUGAAAGGAAAUGGAACAUUCUGCGAAGAUAUUGAUGAGUGUACAAACCAAACAGAUAACUGUUCUGCAGGAGAGCGCUGUGAAAACAGCUUUAGAAGCUAUAUUUGCAUUUGCUCUGCAGGAUACAAGAGAGUAAACAGUACUUGUGAAGAUAUUGAUGAAUGCCAAGACAUGGCAUCUUGUCCAGAGAACGGCCAAGAAUGUGUUAAUACUGAAGGAUCUUUUACUUGUGAAUGCAGAAGUGGAUUCCAGAAUAUAAAUGAAACAUGCAAAGAUAUUAAUGAAUGCCUGAAUGCAGAAGCAAAUAACUGUUCCAAAAGUCAAGGACUUUGUGCAAAUUUGGAAGGAUCAUAUCACUGUCAGUGCAUAGCUGGAUAUACUGGAAAUGGUUUUACAUGCUCUGAUAUUGAUGAAUGUCUUGAUGGUAACAUCUGUUCCAUGAAAAGCAAUUCCUAUUGUGUCAAUACUGACGGCUCUUUCAACUGCACAUGUCUGAGUGGAUAUGAAGGACCCACUUGCACAGAUGUGAAUGAAUGUCUUGAUAGUAACAUUUGUUCUUGGAAAAACAAUUCCUACUGUGUCAAUACCAAGGGCUCUUACAACUGCACAUGCUUGACUGGAUAUUCAGGACACAAUUGCACAGAGCUUCCCUCCAGCACCAGUGCAACAGCAAGUCCUUCAAGUGCAACACUGAAUCAGACAUCCAGUCCUGCAAAUGGAAGUAUACCAACAACAUCUACGGUUACCUCAAUUCCAAUAAGUGAUUCUACAAUUGCCUCAGAGCCAACAAACAUAACUGCAAUUACUUCAGAGCUGACAGGCACCAGUACAACUACUUCAGAACUAACAGGCACCACUACAACUACUUCAGAACUAACAGGCACCAAUACAACUACUUCAGAACCAACAGGCACCAGUACAACUACUUCAGAACUAACAGGCACCAAUACAACUACUUCAGAACUAACAGGCACCAAUACAACUACUUCAGAACCAACAGGCACCAGUACAACUACUUCAGAACUAACAGGCACCAAUACAACUACUUCAGAACCAACAGGCACCACUACAACUACUUCAGAACUAACAGGCACCACUACAACUACUUCAGAACCAACAGGCACCAGUACAACUACUUCAGAACUAACAGGCACCAAUACAACUACUUCAGAACCAACAGGCACCAGUACAGCUACUUCAGAACCAACAGGCACCAGUACAACUACUUCAGAACCAACAGGCACCAAUACAACUACUUCAGAACCAGCAGGCACCACUACAACUACUUCAGAACUAACAGGCACCACUACAACUACUUCAGAACUAACAGGCACCAAUACAACUACUUCAGAACCAGCAGGCACCACUACAACUACUUCAGAACCAACAGGCACCAGUACAACUACUUCAGAACCAGCAGGCACCACUACAACUACUUCAGAACUAACAGGCACCACUACAACUACUUCAGAACCAGCAGGCACCAUUACAACUACUUCAGAACCAACAGGCACCAGUACAACUACUUCAGAACCAACAGGCACCACUACAACUACUUCAGAACCAACAGGCACCAGUACAACUACUUCAGAACCAACAGGCACCAGUACAACUACUUCAGAACUAACAGGCACCAAUACAACUACUUCAGAACCAACAGGCACCAGUACAACUACUUCAGAACUAACAGGCACCAAUACAACUACUUCAGAACUAACAGGCACCAAUACAACUACUUCAGAACCAACAGGCACCAGUACAACUACUUCAGAACUAACAGGCACCAAUACAACUACUUCAGAACCAACAGGCACCACUACAACUACUUCAGAACUAACAGGCACCAAUACAACUACUUCAGAACCAACAGGCACCAGUACAACUACUUCAGAACUAACAGGCACCAAUACAACUACUUCAGAACCAACAGGCACCAGUACAGCUACUUCAGAACCAACAGGCACCAGUACAACUACUUCAGAACCAACAGGCACCAAUACAACUACUUCAGAACCAGCAGGCACCACUACAACUACUUCAGAACUAACAGGCACCACUACAACUACUUCAGAACUAACAGGCACCAAUACAACUACUUCAGAACCAGCAGGCACCACUACAACUACUUCAGAACCAACAGGCACCAGUACAACUACUUCAGAACCAGCAGGCACCACUACAACUACUUCAGAACUAACAGGCACCACUACAACUACUUCAGAACCAGCAGGCACCAUUACAACUACUUCAGAACCAACAGGCACCAGUACAACUACUUCAGAACCAACAGGCACCACUACAACUACUUCAGAACCAACAGGCACCAGUACAACUACUUCAGAACCAACAGGCACCAGUACAACUACUUCAGAACCAGCAGCCAAUUCUGCAAUUGCCUCCGAACCAACAAACAUAACUGCAACUACCUCAGAGCUGACAGGCACCACUGCAACUACUUCAGAAAAGACAGGCACCACGACAACAGCUUCAAAACUGACAAUCACUACUACAGCUACUUCAAAACCAACAGAUACCACUACAGUUACUUUAAAACCAACAGACACCACUACAACUACUUCAGAACCAACAGGCACCACUGCAUUUGCCUCAGAACCAACAAGUGUUGGUACAACCACCUCAAAACUGACAAGCUCCAGUACAACUACUUCAAAAUCGACAAGCACCACUAAAACAACUUCAAAACCAACAACCACUACUACAACCACUACAACUACAAUGUCAACAACAGCUCAACCAAUACAAUCAGAUGGACAUGUGAUUCUUUUUCCAUACGGAGAUCAAGCUGGUGAUAAAAGACUGAAGGAUAGUUCGUCUGCUGAAAGAGCUACAAAAAUAAAUAAUUUCGUCAGUCCCACUUUUGAGCCUAAGAUGUUCUUCACUUUUGGGAAAACUCGGUUGCCUUCAAUUUAUUUUACAGAGAAUGGGCUGAUAGUUUUUCCAUUACCAAACUCUGCAAAGUACAAUUAUCCAAACCCGUUUCAAAAUGGAUUUCAAAGCAAUUCCCAACCACCGAUGAUUGCUGUGUUUUGGAUCAAUGCAUACCUCUCACAUGGAGAAGUUUUCUAUCAGGAAUAUGAAACAUUUGGUUUGAAUCCUUCUAACUUGGUACAGACAGUAGAGAAAAUGAUAGAAAAGAACUUUACAAUUACCUAUAAGGCAAAAUGGACCUUGAAGAUUACCUGGGUUAAUGUAACUGCAGAUCCUUCUUCUCCAGUAGACGAGUCAAAUACCUUUCAAGCAGUGAUAACCACAGAUGGAACUUAUUCAUUUGUUUUAAUGCUGUAUAAAUUUGGAGCAAUGAACUGGGAUGUUUCAAAGCUUCCAUCCAAAAACGUUGUUAUUGGGUACAACAGUGGCAGUGGAUUCUUUAAAAAUGAUGAACAAAUGAACCUUCCAGACUCUGAAAGAUUUAAACCUGAUAAGAGAAAAGGAGCAAAUGCAGAUUUGCAAGGCUUAUGGGUAUAUCAACUGAAUCAGAAUAACUCACAGAUCAAUUACAGAGCAAAAUGUUUGCAGUGGUAUUAUUUGGAGCCAAGUCCAUCUCAAUGGAAUCAAAGUUUAUCUGCUUGUCCAUGUACCUUUCCCCAAGGGCAGCGUGAUAGGCAAUUCCAGUUCUUUAAAUCAGAUACUUCAAACAAGAUUCUUCGUAGAACCAAUGGAAAUAUAUUUAAUGCUAGCCAAAGAUGUAUUUACACAAAGAACGGGGCUUUUAUUGAAGGUUGGCAAGAACGCUACUGGAUACCAAUUACACCGUUAUCCUCAUCAAGCAUGCACCAAGACUCCGACCUGAAUCCAUAUAAAUGGUGUUGUGAAAAGGUUGAUGAUCCAAAGUUCUGUGACUUUUAUAAAGAGAAAAGACCAAGCAUUACCUGUGAGGAAUACAGGCCUCCAGGUCAAGGGUUAGGGAAUGGAGAUCCCCACUUCUUCACUUUAGAUGGACAUCCCUUCACUUUCAAUGGUCUUGGAGAUUUUGUGCUACUUAAUAUUAAUGAAUCCAAUGGUACAACCAUGUUUCAACUUCAUGCACGCACAGUCCAAACUGGUGAAGCUAACGCCACAAACUUUGCAGCCUUUGCAGCUCGGCAUAGAUCAACCAAAACAAUUACAGUCCAGAUGACUUUGAAAGGCAAUGAUACAAUUGAUGUGCAACUAAAUGACAUGAAUGUGCAAUUCACUCCUACGGAAGAUAAUAAGGAAGUGUAUUAUGAAGAUAAUUUUUAUCUGGAGAAGGAAGGAAAGUCAUCGAUGCUUGCUUUAUUUGAGAAUGGCAUUUCAUUAAAACUAACAGCAAGAUUUGAAAUGUUAAGUAUCGUACCCAGUUUACCAAAAAAAUAUAUGAACAAAACACAAGGUCUUCUUGGAUUGUGGAAUGAUAAUCAAAAUGAUGAUUUCACAAUGCCCAAUGGGUCCAUUGUUCCAGCCAACAGCUCAGAAUCUACACUUUUCAGAUAUGGAUUAACAUGGGAAGUGCCCAGUGACCAAUCUAUUUUCACAAUUCAAAGUGUUAUAGCAAGAGCUGCAAACAAUAUGUUUACACCUGUAUUCCUGGAUGAGUUCCAGCAAGAGAACAUGAUAUUGUACAACGAGCGUGCCGCUGCAUGCAACAACAACACUCAAUGCAUUUAUGAUGUGCUCAGUACAGGGAAUAUAGAAAUUGGGUUGUCUACAGCAAACACAAUCACACAAUUGAAUGAAGAUAUGAAAAUACUAAAUUCAUUUCCACCUACAAUUGAAGGAAAUAGUGUGAUUUCUACAAAACUGUCUGCACAAAUGAUUAGUUACUACACAGUAACACAACAAAAUGGAAAUGUUGUAUUUACUCCUUACAUAUCCAAGGAUCUAAAUAUAACAGGAAAUGGAACUUUGAUUUGGCUUCCGACAAACAGAAAUGGAUUAACAGUAGAUGUUGAAGCAGUUGACUCUAAUAACCUAACCUCGGUCUUAAGACCACAGCUAGUGCUAUGUGACUGUGGUGAGAAUGGAGAAUGCAAUUACAAUAGCACCACACGAAUCACUGGUUCUUCUGUCUACUUAACUGCAUGCAUAUGUAAAGAUGGAUUCACUGGUUUGAGCUGCCAAUCUCCAGUUGAUACUUGUCAGGCCCUCACAUGCUUCACUGGAGUAAACUGCUCCUCGUCUGGGUGUGGAUCAUGUCCUGCUGGAUUGAGUGGCGAUGGAAUACAGUGUUUGGACAUAGACGAGUGCAAAGACGAAAACCCAUGUUCUCCAAAUGCAACAUGUAUUAAUACUGUGAGAAGUUAUAAUUGUACUUGCAAUGAUGGAUUUUCAGGCAAUGGGACAUAUUGCAGUGACAUUACUGAAUGUUCAACAUGUUCACCUAAUGCUGUCUGCAAAGACACAGGAGGAAAAUUCAAAUGCAUUUGUAAUGAACGAUUUACAGGAAAUGGAACAACCUGCACGCCAUUGCCCGGACCAUGUGACUCUUUCCAGUGCCCUCCCACAUUCUGCAGGAAUUUUGGAACCUGCUCUCUCAAUCCUUCUCUAAACUGCACACCUGUCUGCCGGUGCCCAAGUCCGUAUACAGGAGAGCGGUGUACACUUGUAUCUUUGGUAUUCACUGCAGAACAGUCACCAGAUCUUCCCAAGAGAGUAGUCAAUAUCACAUCGACUUUAACAAAUGUUAACGAAAUUUCAGAAAUUAACCCAAAUUUGGCUGAGAGCAUCAGACAAAAGGUACUUGAAAAGGCAAAGGAAGUGCAGCAAUUUAAUAAUAUUUCAGAACCUCGUUACUGGAAACGGGAAGGAAAUGUUGUUGCUUCAACUGACUGUUUCUUCAAUUACAAUGGAAACAGGACUGUAAUUGAUUUUCUAAAUGAAGACUUGCAUCCUACAAUUUUGACUGCCUUCAACAAUGCAGAACGUGCUGCAACUCCUGUUACUGACUUUGCACCUUUAAACAGUAGUGACAUUCAGGAUGUAUUUAAACUAACUCGCAACCAGCUACUGAGUUACUUCAGCUGCAAUAAUACUAUAUUUUCUGGUUACUUGCUUCAAUGGGAUGAGCAACAUGGAGCCAUUUGCCAAUCUCCCUGUGACAUGGACUACUGUCUCAAUCAGGCAGAGUGUCAACAUCAGCCAACUGGACCUAUGUGCAAAUGUGUUCCACGCACAAUAUAUGACAGUUUCGGUGAACGCUGUGAACACCUAGCAAUAAAUCUCAGGGCCUUUUUUGGCAUUUUAUUUGGAGCUUUAGCAUUCUUGCUCUUAUUGAUGUUAGCCAUAUUUUUAUGUGUGUGGAAGUGCAAUUCAUCAGGAAGAUCAAGAUUCUCAAAUGACUCAGACAGCAUUAGCUAUGAGAACCGUCAGAUAUUCUCUUGGCAAGGUAAUCCAUUUUCUUCUAAAUUAAACAACACUAACAUCUUGCCUUCUUUGGAUGAAAAGAAUCUGUCUUCGAUAACCUGGAAGCCACAUCUUGAUAAUGUCAAUCCAGCUACAGAGAUAAAAAUUGAAAGACCAUCACUCAAACGGACUGGUAGUGAUUCAGAAAUACCAUAACUCCAUCAGUCUGCCAUUGAGAACUUCACUGAUAUUCUCCACUAUAUAUCAAGUGACUCACAGACAUGAUAUUUUGCUGCAAUAAAAAUCUCUUGCGGGUAUUCAUCAAAUUAAACUUACUUGAAUAUUUUUAAUUACCUACACUUUAAAUCAACAUUAUUUUCUUGUAUUAUUUUAAAAUGUAAACAUUGUUAAAAUUAAUACUUAUUAUUCUCUGUCAUAAUGAUGAAAUUGAAUCUCAAAGGUUUAUCGGUAUUAAUGGAUUUGUUUUGUUCCUACUCUCUGAUCAUAUAAGCACUUUGUUCUAUAGAGUCAAUUAUCAUUCAUGACAGUUUUAAAGUUACAAAUGCAUGAUUUCGUUAAACUAACUGGAUACUAUCAAUGUAGGUGUGCCCUUCACAAUAUUGUACAAGGAUGCAAUACUUAAGUGUUGGAACAUUAAAACAUUACAUAAACAUACACAUUUUAGAGCACUUUAAUAAACUCGACUAUUUUAUAUUGAUACUGGAAAUAAUUGUGCAUGUUUUGUAACAGUUUUAGAUUCUUAUUUUUGGGAUAAAGUAUGUUUUGAAUAUGAAUUGUAUAGUUUAUCCUGUGAGGGGCGAUAGUUUGUACUACAUAUUGAUAUGCAUUUAAAUAUGUUAAUUAAUCUAAGGAAAACAGUUAUAAACUUUUAUUCUAAAUAUUAUAAUUUUGAAUAUAUUAAUAAAA
Molecule: messenger RNA, 13333 nt
Organism: Mobula hypostoma (lesser devil ray)
Lineage: Eukaryota; Metazoa; Chordata; Chondrichthyes; Myliobatiformes; Myliobatidae
Exons: 78
Coding region: 743-12622 (3959 amino acids)
Biological process (GO): Notch signaling pathway; cell-matrix adhesion
Molecular function (GO): calcium ion binding; Notch binding
Source: RefSeq, a predicted model, not a curated record